Molecule: messenger RNA, 1987 nt
Organism: Zea mays
Lineage: Eukaryota; Viridiplantae; Streptophyta; Magnoliopsida; Poales; Poaceae
Product: phosphomevalonate kinase
Exons: 10
Coding region: 168-1703 (511 amino acids)
Biological process (GO): isopentenyl diphosphate biosynthetic process, mevalonate pathway
Cellular component (GO): peroxisome
Molecular function (GO): phosphomevalonate kinase activity; ATP binding
Source: RefSeq, marked validated
CUCGUUUCCUCCGCACCCGCACGCUUCCCACCCGCUGCCCCGCGCCCAGCCGUCGCCGUGAUCGCCAGAGCGUUCCUCUGCCGAGCCGUUCGGCCGGUCCACUCCCGCGAAGCUUCCAGUAGAGGCGACCUUCGGAUCGAGUCUCGGCCGCCGAGGAGUCGAAGGCCAUGGAAGUGGUGGCGUCGGCGCCGGGGAAGGUGCUCAUCGCGGGAGGAUACCUCGUGCUGGAGCGCCCCAACGCCGGCCUAGUCCUCAGCACCACCGCCCGCUUCUACGCCGUCGUCCGCCCCCUCCGCGACAGCCUCCCCGCCGACGCUUGGGCCUGGGCGUGGACGGAUGUCAAAGUGACUUCCCCUCAGCUCUCACGGGAGGCCACAUACAAGCUGUCCCUAACGAAGUCGACGCUGCAAUUGACGUCUGCGAGGGAAUCUACAAACCCUUUUGUGGAGCAGGCCAUACAAUUCUCGGUAGCAGCUGCUAAAGCGACCAUUAUUGAUAAGGAGAGGAAGGAUGUAGUAGAUAAGUUGCUGCUGCAAGGUCUGAACAUUACAAUUCUUGGAUGCAAUGAUUUCUAUUCUUAUAGAAAGCAGAUUGAAGCACGCGGUCUCCCUCUUACUCCAGAGGCACUGCUUUCAUUGCCUCCAUUCUCUUCAAUCACAUUUAACUCAGAGGUUGCUAAUGGAACAAUGACUGGAGAGAAAUGUAAACCUGAAGUAGCCAAAACUGGACUUGGGUCAUCAGCUGCCAUGACCACAUCAGUUGUUGCAGCUCUUCUUCACUAUCUUGGUGUCGUUAGCCUCUCAUGUCCAGGACAAUCUUCUGGUGAUAAUACAACUACACGAGAACUUGACUUGGUUCACUCUAUUGCCCAAAGUGCACAUUGUAUAGCACAGGGGAAAAUUGGCAGUGGUUUUGAUGUUAGUGCUGCUGUCUAUGGGAGUCAACGCUAUGUAAGGUUUUCUCCAGAAAUACUCUCGUCUCAGGCUACAGGUGGGACUUUCCUCCCAGAUGUAGUAUCAGAUAUUGUUACACAAAGGUGGGAUCAUGAGAAUAAACAGUUCUCAUUACCUCCUCUGAUGACCCUUCUCCUUGGGGAACCUGGAACCGGAGGAUCAUCUACUCCAUCAAUGGUUGGAUCUGUGAAACGGUGGCAGAAGUCUGACUCUGAGAAAUGCAAAGAUACAUGGAGUAAACUGGCCUUUGCCAAUUCAGCGCUGGAGAACCAACUGCGAAUCUUAAAAGGACUUUCUGAAAAUCACCGAGAGGCAUAUGAGUCGGUAGUGCUAUCCUGUAGCCAUCUCACUUAUGAGAAGUGGACAGAGGUGGCUACUAACCAACAUCAAGAAUUAAUUAUUAAAUCAUUGUUGGCUGCAAGGGAUGCUUGCCUUGAGAUAAGGCUUCACAUGCGAGAGAUGGGCAUAGCAGCCGGUGUUCCGAUUGAGCCAGAUUCACAAACACGGCUACUUGACGCCACUAUGAAUAUGGAGGGUGUUUUACUUGCUGGAGUUCCGGGAGCUGGUGGCUUCGAUGCAGUAUUCUCAGUGACUUUGGGGGAUGCAAGUAAUGCUGUAGCAAAUGCUUGGAGCUCUGCUGGCGUUCUGCCACUUCUCGUUCGAGAAGACUGCCGUGGUGUCUCAUUGGAAGAUGCUGACCCAAGAACAAGGGAGGUAUCGGCAGCUGUAUCGUCCAUUCAGAUUAAUUGAUUCUACUGUUAAUAUUCUAUUUAUGUAUUGUGCCGAAUGCUAGGAGGUACGUGGUUAAAAUAAGUGCUGCACUUGCAGCAAGUUAGCACGUUGUUUACAAUGACUGUUCAUGAGUGUAGAAAAUAAGGAAUUCAAUGGAUUUCCAUGGAAUUAGUGCUUGUAGUUAUAGCUAUGGAAUGUACGUGAGAAAAUGUCAAGGUAUCCAACAAACUCAUACUGUAAACCUUGUAUUUGUAACUUUUGCGGUUUGUAUGAUAAUUCGGCAUGUGUUAAUGUUUGAUAUC